Molecule: messenger RNA, 387 nt
Organism: Aspergillus saccharolyticus JOP 1030-1
Lineage: Eukaryota; Fungi; Ascomycota; Eurotiomycetes; Eurotiales; Aspergillaceae
Exons: 1
Coding region: 1-387 (128 amino acids)
Source: RefSeq, a predicted model, not a curated record
AUGUCUAGAUCACCACCUUCAUUAUAUUCCAUCAGGGAGGAGAUCGGGCCCUCGGAUCACCAAGUAUCCUGCUUUGGAGGUACAACGUCUAAUAUCGAGCGACUUCCAUCGCGACUACAACAGUCAAAGUCCCUACACCGGAGCAAAGAUAAACAGAUCGAGGACUUAUCCUAUGAGAUCAGCUAUCUCAAAGCAGAACUCAUGUGGAAUAAAGACUCCAAACAUGCCUUACAACAAUUUCAAGAGCAGAUCCAUCAUUUAUUCUAUAAGAUCGAGGAGUAUCUUAUCCAGGUUGACACUCAUCUUAAAGAAUCUGAGAAGAAUUACUUAAGCCUAUGGGGGAUUAGUGGGGAUGACGGAGAUAAUGAGAGAGUUGGUAUGAUUUGA